Molecule: messenger RNA, 3071 nt
Organism: Anoplopoma fimbria (sablefish)
Lineage: Eukaryota; Metazoa; Chordata; Actinopteri; Perciformes; Anoplopomatidae
Gene: foxa3
Product: forkhead box A3
Biological process (GO): regulation of transcription by RNA polymerase II; cell differentiation; anatomical structure morphogenesis
Molecular function (GO): transcription factor binding; protein domain specific binding; DNA-binding transcription factor activity, RNA polymerase II-specific
Source: RefSeq, a predicted model, not a curated record
CACCUCCACCUCCACCUCCACCUACCACAGGGCCAGAAGAGAACAUCUGCUGAGCCAGAACAAGAAUAAGGUUAUGAAACAAUGGAUGACUGACAAAUAAGAUUUACUUUACUAUUCCCUGGAGCAGCAUCUUGUUUGCUUUUUGACUCUUCAUAUUUUCUUGACAAAAAAGGGAGACAACUUUCUGUUUUUUUUUUUCCCACAACAACAAAAAAACUGCAAAGGAUUGUAUAUUUAUUUUUGAUCUUUUUUUUUUCAAACAAUCUGCUCAUAGAUAAGUGUUUCUCCUCAAAAGACUUGUGUUGGGGAUGUUGAGCUCCGUGAAGAUGGAAGCACAUGAUCUACCAGAGUGGAAUACUUUCUACAGCGAGAACAGCGAGAUGUAUUCCUCCCCCAGCACCAUGAACUCUGGUCUGGGCUCCAUGGGCUCCAUGGGCACCAUCAACAGCUACAUCAACCUGAACCCGGCCACCGCCUCCCUCGCGGGCAUGAACAUGGCGUACCCAAGCUCAAGCCUCAGCGGCUCCCCGCUGGCCUCCAUGGGCUCCGGACCAGGCCACAUGUCCCUCUCCCCGGUGACCUCGUCCCUCAGCUCGGGCCCCCUGACCCAGCUGGGCCCGGGCGCUCCGGGCUCCCUGGGCUCCCUGACUCACUACCAGAACAUGGGCCAGUCCAUGAGCCAGCUGGGGUACUCCUCCGCCGCGCCCCUGAGCCGCGCCGGGCCCAAGGAGAUGCCCCCGAAGCCCUACCGGCGCUCCCUGACCCACGCCAAGCCGCCGUACUCCUACAUCUCCCUCAUCACCAUGGCGAUCCAGCAGAGCGGCAGCAAGAUGCUCACCCUUAACGAGAUCUACCAGUGGAUCAUGGAGCUGUUCCCUUACUACCGUGAGAACCAGCAGCGCUGGCAGAACUCCAUCCGCCACUCGCUCUCCUUCAACGACUGCUUCGUGAAGGUGGCUCGCUCGCCGGACAAGCCGGGCAAAGGCUCCUACUGGACCCUGCACCCGCAGUCGGGCAACAUGUUUGAGAAUGGCUGCUACCUGAGGCGCCAGAAGCGCUUCAAGAUCGAGGAGAAGCUUGCCAAGAAGGCGGGCAAGGGCCAGGAGGGCUCGGGGAAAGGGGGCCAUGGUGGGGAUCACCUGGUGGAGGACCACAGCCCACAGGGAUCGGAGGGAGCAGACUCCGCCCACUCGGACAACUCCCACCCGGGCUCCUCUGACGACCAACCGCAUCCCAGAAACUCCCUAGUUCCGCUGGACUGCCCUCCGCUGUCCUCCUCACACCUGCACAGCCCACCUGUCUCCCUGGCUCCGUCCUCCUCCGCCUCGUCCUCCCUGUCCCUCUCGGCCACCACCUCCUCCAGCCCGCUCCUCCACUCCCAGUCUUUAGGCGCCCACCUCCUGCCAAGCGCCAUGCAGCAGCACAUGGACCUACAGAGCGACGCCCUCAAGUCCCUGGACCCCCACUACAACUUCAACCACCCCUUCUCCAUCACCAACCUCAUGUCCAACGAGCAGAAGAUGGACCUGAAGUCCUACCAGGACCAGGUGAUGGCCUACAACAGCUACGCCAGCGGCUCUCCCGUGGGGGCCAAGCAGAUCUACGACACUCAGGGGCCGGCCGUCAUGGACUCAGGCGCUUACUACCAAACUCUGUACAGCCGCUCGGUGCUCAACGCCUCCUAAUGUGGACACUCAACCCCCCCCACACACACACACACACUCACCUGUCUCUAGAGGCGAGCCAAGCUGGAGACUUCUUUUCCUCUUGCCCUUUUCUAAAAUGGACACCCCAGCUCUCUUUAUCUUCCUCUUUCUCUCUCUCUGGCUCAAGUCCAGGAGACCUUGGUAGAGACUCGCAUCUAAAAUGGCUGCCAUGUUUGAGGGACCAAAGGACAGUUUUUUAGUUUUUGUUUUACACAAGGACGGAAAAAGUCUGGACGAAGACAUCCGACUGGUGUGUGUGUGUGUCAAUACAGGAGUCAGAUUCUGUCUUGUUGAAAUUGGCUUUGUACAAAAUGUAAAUAGACAUAAUGCGGGGAGGAAAAAAAAAAAGAAUAUUUGCAUUUAUUUAUGAAGGGAAUACAUUUUAAUAUAUCUUGUAUAGCGCUCUGUUGACCAGUUACAACCCAAAUGUGAGAGGGUUUUUUUCUGCUUGAAGCAGGUGUUACUGCAGUGGGAGACCUUUAAUAUUAUCUUUUUGCGUUACAACAUUUCACACCACGUCCAUCGUUUCCAUCAGAUCAGGCAUUCGUUGAUGUACAUGUAGCUGAUGAAGUCUGUAUUUGUUAUUUUUGGUUGAUAUGAAGAAGAAAAGAAAAAAAGAAGCCAUUUUGUCCUCGCUGGAGCUCAGAGGAAACUAAAGCAAUCUUCUGUAGCCAAAAGGAACGGGGCAAAGCAACUGUGGUAAAAACUAUAUAUAUAAAAAUUAAAAAACAUGUUGUGUUUAUGUUUUUGUUACAGGAGCAUUAAAACCAGAUGCUUUCUCGACAGACUGUCACAUUUAGAAUCAGAGAUAGCCGGUGCGGCAUGUGGGGGAGCUCAGUCAGUUACUAAACCAGGAGGAGGGGGAGGAGAUGCACUACGGGAGGAUUUACAUACAGUACUUUGCACUAUGGAGCUCCCGAUGGCCAGGUGGGCUGAUAGUGUGUGUGUUACAACAAUACUUGGGAGCGCCCCCCCCAAACACCCCCUCGCAAUGUCAAUGCGUCGGCUCAAUGGGAUCAGUGUAACAAUGUCACUGGGUGUCAAAUGACCCACGCAGUGCCGAAAAAGUGCCUUUUUCUUUAAAUGACUACUGAUCUGAUAGGAGAUCAAUGUAUCGACGAUCUAUUGAAGGAUUAUUCAGAGGAGGACACAGAGGGUUCAGGUCACACGGUGUCCUUUUGUGGAGCAUAUUUUUAAGAGAUAUGUCUUUUAUUUAAGUUGCUUUUUAAACUUUCAAAGUGUGCUGAUAUAAUAUAUUGUUGUUGUUUUUUUGUCAUUGUUGUUGUUUUCUGUUGGUUGUAAAUUUGAUUUAAAUGAUUCAUGUUUCAUUUUUCUUAUUAAAAAGGCAAAAAAUGAGGGGAGAAA